AUGGCGACGGGCAUGGUCGCUUCCAUCUCGCCGCGGAUUCCACCAGCUCCUCCCACCUGCAGUCGUACCGAAGCGGCGACCUCCCCGCUCUGGACGCUGCUCCUGCGCCAGCUGAAACCAGACUUGCACCUGCUCGGCUUUGACGUCGCGGAUCCCCUGGCCAUCAGCUGGUACAACGAGUCAGUUCCUGAAGGAAUGGGCAGGAGCAUACCCACGCCUAUGACACCAGGUGGCAAGACUCUGGCAGUUGUGGUGGGCAACAACAAGUACCUGUGGCCGCGCUUCUUGGAGGCCUAUGAGUCAGACACCAGCCUGCAGCUCAGCGAGGACCCUCUGGAUGCCUAUGUGGAACGGCGGCCGGUGCGGAUCUUUUGGGGACACCAGGAGCGCGAUGGGGUGAUUGGGGGCCCCAGCCUUGAGCUGCAGCGCAUGGCUUCAGCCGCCGGCGUGUCCAUCUGGGACGAGCCCUCCUGCCUUUCGCUGCACCCAAAAUACGGGCCAUGGUUUGCACUUCGCGCCGUCAUGGUGUUUGAUGGGAUUGAAUACACAGGCAUCAGGCCAGCUCAGCUGCAGAAUCCCAUGGGGGACGCCACAAAGGCGUAUGUGAGGAUGGCGGUGCGCAGCGCACGGAGCCCCUCCACUGACAACCUUGCUGACCUCAGCGGCAAGAGGGAUCUUGGGGAGAGGCGCAGCUCUGGGGAUGGGCACCCAACGCGCGAGCUGGUCAGGGAGCGCUGGCAGAGAUGGGUGGCUGUGCGCGAUGCACCCUACCCGGGCCACCCCUUCCGCUACCCCAAGCAGAUGCUCGAGUACCACUACACAGGCAGCCGCUCCUGCCUGCAAUUGACCAAGUGCUAG
Messenger RNA from Coccomyxa subellipsoidea C-169, 858 nucleotides. RefSeq lists its product as hypothetical. The record is from RefSeq and is a predicted model, not a curated record. Gene Ontology annotation, molecular function: FAD binding; demethylase activity; cyanocobalamin reductase (cyanide-eliminating) (NADP+) activity. Gene Ontology annotation, cellular component: cytoplasm. Gene Ontology annotation, biological process: cobalamin metabolic process. NCBI's taxonomy places the organism in Eukaryota, Viridiplantae, Chlorophyta, Trebouxiophyceae, Coccomyxaceae. The transcript is spliced from 6 exons. The coding region runs from base 1 to 858 and encodes 285 amino acids.